AUGGAUAACAUACGCACGCUUAUCAAAAAGUCACCUGCUCCUGUCGUUAUUCAGACCUUGCGGACCACGCUCACAUUACCACCUGCUGUGGCGAAUGGCUUGAUCAAUGAUCUUACCAAGCCCAACAAUGAACAAAAAAAGUGGAUCAAAAACAUCAACAACUCCUUUUGGAAAGGAUCAUUGAUUGCUCAAGAUAUCAAAUAUCAAAGCGAUGCUGAUGCCAUUCGCCGUUUACGAAGCGCAGAUGUUGUCAUUUUCGAAAUCCAUGGUGGUGGCUUUCGAACUGGACAUGCGACCAUGUAUAUGCCCAUCUUCAUCAAGUGGUUGAAUGUGCUCAAAGAAAAGCAUGGCCUUGAUGCCAUGAUCAUGUCGGUUGAGUAUGGUCUUGCACCAGCACAUAAAUAUCCAGAGCCUGUAUUGGAAUGUGUUAAAGCAUACAAGCAUCUCACCGAAGAUUUACGCGUACCAGCUUGGAAAGUGAUCUUCUCAGGUGACUCAGCUGGUGGUGCUUUAUGCUUGGAGACGCUGGUUCGAACGUAUGCACCUGAUUUGGCCGAGAACUUUGACGCUCAACGCACCAAUUACAAGAUUGACUUGCCAGCAGGAAUGGUACUUGUAAGUCCUUUGGUGACUCCCGAAACGACAUCUGCAUCGUGGCAAUCCAACGACAAGUAUGAUAUGGUUGGCCAACAGCUUGCCAAGUUGGUGUUUAAGGAAUACCUUGAUUACCCCAAUGUUGAUCCCGACCAGUUACCUAUCUUGCGUAUUGCCCAAAUCCAAUCUGGCUUUUCUCGUUUUGCACCCAAGAACGCUCUUGUCUUUGUUGGUGAAAAAGAAGUGAUGCGAGAUGACAUCAUGAAUCUUAUUGAUGUAGCAGAGCGCGAUGGCCAUGUCAAAGUGCGCACUUGCAAAGAGAAUUAUGCACACGACUGGUACUUGAUCCGUGAAAUCGUAAAGCAAAAGGACAAGCCUAUGCUGGACAUGUAUGACGAGGUGUUUGCCGAUUUUGCUGCAUACGCUGUUGCUGAAGCUGCUACUGAUAAGGAGAAACGACGAAAAAGCAAAAUGAUUUCGAUGCAUGUCGAGCCUACAAAGGAUUUGCAAGCUGAGAUCAAUGAUGCGGCUAGUAAAAGUGCAACAGCUUCUGACAAGGAUGAAGCCGAGACCCCAACAACGCCUAUCCCUGGUGACGAUUCAAAGCCGGAUGAAGCACCAUCCACCAACACCAAUAUCCCCACACCCGUGCCUGCAUCUGCUGAAGCAAACACUAUCACCAUCUGA
Messenger RNA from Lichtheimia ornata, 1281 nucleotides. RefSeq lists its product as uncharacterized. Gene Ontology annotation, molecular function: hydrolase activity. The transcript has 3 exons. The coding region runs from base 1 to 1281 and encodes 426 amino acids. The record is from RefSeq and is a predicted model, not a curated record. Lineage: Eukaryota; Fungi; Mucoromycota; Mucoromycetes; Mucorales; Lichtheimiaceae.